Molecule: messenger RNA, 2514 nt
Organism: Oryza sativa Japonica Group (Japanese rice)
Lineage: Eukaryota; Viridiplantae; Streptophyta; Magnoliopsida; Poales; Poaceae
Product: protein LAZ1
Biological process (GO): transport
Cellular component (GO): membrane
Molecular function (GO): transporter activity
Source: RefSeq, a predicted model, not a curated record
AUCGAACGUAUCAGAUCGAGAGCACGCUACGCCUACGCGGGAGGGUUCCUCCUCCUCCGCCCCCCAUCCAUCCAAAUCCAAUCGCCGUCGUCGAUCCCCUCAGCCCUGCUGCCGCCGCCCCCUUUCAGCGCAAAUCGUCGAUUUCCCCCGCCUCCAUCUCCCGCCGCUCGCCGCCGGGACCCCGCACCGCAAAUCGUCGUCCUGCCUGCAUCUUCGAUUCCCUCCGCCGCCCGUGGUUCCGCUCCUUAGCUGCCCAUCUUCACAUCUCCCUCAAGCUACAAAAAAAUACUCAGGUUUCAGAUCAUUUUUCGAGGUUGGAAUUGCUGCAGGAUCAAGCGAAGCCUCGUCAGGCCAUGCCCUCGUCUCAUUCCUCAGCUUGCAGAGUCCAGUUCCAAGCAGUCUUUUUUGUGCUUGCAGUUGAAUACUACCGUGCAUUUGGUGGAAGAACAUAAUCCUACCUCUUGGUGUCUGCCUCCUAAUAAAGGACUCCAGUAUCAGUUGGGGCUUGUGAAUUAUGAUACUUUAUGAACCAUAUUGUGAAACAGGAGGAGGCUGUCAAUAUAUUGGUAGCUCUAAUAGUGGCGUACUUUGAGUAGAAUUGAGGGAGACAAGAGAGAACAAUGGAAUUGGCAGAGCAGCUGUACUCAGUUUUCAGGAGCUAUGCGCCCCCUAUUUGGGCUUCAAUCACCGCUGGCAUUUUUGUCAUCACCUCGCUUUCACUAUCUCUGUUCUUGCUGUUCAAUCAUCUGUCAGCCUACAAGAACCCAGAGGAGCAGAAGUUUCUUGUCGGUGUUAUUCUCAUGGUCCCAUGCUAUGCGGUCGAGUCGUACAUAUCAUUGGUGAAUCCAUCAAUUAGUGUUGAUAUUGAGAUUCUGCGAGAUGGCUACGAGGCAUUUGCUAUGUACUGUUUUGGGCGGUAUCUAGUUGCUUGCUUAGGUGGGGAAGAUAGGACAAUUGAAUUUCUGAAGAGGGAAGGCAGUUCAGGUUCUGAUGUACCACUUUUAGACCAUGAAACUGGACAACGAUAUGUGAACCAUCCUUUUCCAAUGAACUACAUGCUGAAACCUUGGCCUCUAGGAGAAUGGUUCUACUUGGUUAUUAAGUUUGGGCUUGUUCAAUAUGUGAUAAUAAAGACAAUUUGUGCUAUUCUUGCGGUGAUUCUUGAAUCCUUUGGAGUGUACUGUGAAGGAGAGUUUAAGUGGAACUGUGGGUACUCUUACACUGCUGUGGUUCUCAAUUUUAGUCAGUCAUGGGCCUUGUAUUGUCUGGUUCAGUUCUAUGCUGCCAUAAAGGAUGAACUAGCCCAUAUAAAGCCUCUUGCAAAGUUUCUGACAUUCAAGUCUAUAGUCUUCUUAACAUGGUGGCAAGGUGUGGUGAUUGCAUUGCUGUACAAUUGGGGCUUGCUAAGAGGUCCUAUUGCUCAAGAGUUGCAGUUCAAGUCCAGUAUUCAGGACUUCAUUAUCUGCAUAGAGAUGGGAGUUGCUUCUAUUGCCCACCUGUAUGUGUUCCCUGCCAAGCCAUAUGAGAUGAUGGGUGAUCGUUUCAUUGGAGGGGUUUCAGUUCUCGGAGACUAUGCUUCAGUUGAUUGCCCUCUAGAUCCAGAUGAAGUUAAGGACAGUGAGCGACCAACCAAGACUAGGCUUCCCCAGCCAGGCGAUCGUGUCAGAUGCUCCACUGGCAUAAAAGAAAGUGUUCGUGACGUCGUACUUGGAGGAGGAGAAUAUAUUGUGAAUGACCUGAAGUUCACCGUCAAUCAUGCUGUGGAACCAAUCAAUGAAAAGCUGCACAGGAUAUCACAGAACAUCAAAAAGCAUGAGAAAGAAAAGAAGAAAACAAAUGACGAUAGCUGCAUAAAUUCACAACAAUCCUUGAGCAGGGUAAUCAGCGGUAUUGACGAUCCUCUCCUGAAUGGGAGCUUAAGUGAUAAUAGUGGUCAGAAGAAAUCACGGAAGCAUCGCAGGAAAUCUGGGUACGGGAGCGCAGAGAGUGGAGGAGAGAGCAGUGAUCAAGGAUUAGGUGGGUAUGAAAUCCGAGGGCACAGAUGGAUUACUAGGGAGUAAGGAUUAAUGCUCUGAAACAUGAAUUUCUUGGUCUGGAUCUUCCUUGGAGGCUAAAUGCUUACUACCACGCAAACAGAUGACAGAGACUCGAAUUAGGUUGAAACCUAGGAUCUCUUUGUGAGGACACUGCAAUGCUGCAGAUUGAGCUAGCAGAUGACAUUAUCUCCAGGUUGUUCAACUGACAUUUCAGAUGCUAGGGUCUUGAUGAUAAACAUUGCAGGCAUGCAUGCAUCAAAUUGUGAAGCAUGGCAGGUUAACUAAUUCAUGCUUGCAUUAUCAGUUGUAAAGGACAGUUUUUUCCACAAAAGUAUAUAAGAUUCUGAUUUGAGGAAGAAAUGUCUUGCAAGCUUUGUUUUUGGUGUUGUCAAGUUUUUGUUAUAUGUACUUACAGUAUAUUGUUCAUUCUUUCAUUCAAAUAAAUUAUAAAGGAGGGCGUCCUUUUACCUCCCUGGCA